AUGAAAAUUAAGAAAAUAAAAUAUGCUAAAUCAACAAGAGAGAAGCUACGUCGUUUCUUGGAUAAAAUAAUAAAAACAAAUUUAUUUAUAAUAGUAACAUUUAUAACUUGUAUUUUAAGUCUGGUUUUAGUAAUUUUCCCAUGCAUCUAUACCCAUAAUGGAGAUAAAUAUGGAAUUUCAAUACCACUUUUAUAUAGUAGAUCUUAUAUUGAUUUUGUUCUAUUAACAUUAAUAAUAAUUCAUACAUUGGAUUCAGAACUAAAUGCAGAAAGUCUAAAAUAUUAUAAUAGAUCAAAGUCAUUGCUUGUUACUCUGAUUUCAUCUUUAAUAGCAACUUUUGCAUCUAUUAUUACAGCUAUAAUUGGAACUUUGGAAGUUAGCAAAAGUUUGAUUACAGUUACCAUGAUCAUUGCAUCAGCAGGUGAACUAGUUGUUAUUAUAUAUUUAGGCUCUUAUAUAUAUUCAUGGUUUAAUGCAGGAAGAUCAGAAGUAAAUAUUUCUUUAUUACAACAAACUUCUAAUGAUGUAAUGGAGCCUGCAAUUGUUUGA
Cryptosporidium muris RN66 is the source of this 549-nucleotide messenger RNA. RefSeq lists its product as uncharacterized. NCBI's taxonomy places the organism in Eukaryota, Apicomplexa, Conoidasida, Eucoccidiorida, Cryptosporidiidae. Bases 1 to 549 code for a protein of 182 amino acids. The transcript has a single exon. The record is from RefSeq and is a predicted model, not a curated record.